UCUAAAAAUUAUUUUUGUUGUAAUUCCUCUCCAUAUUGACUUGAUGGAAGCUUAUACUGCUGUAAUUUCUCUUCUUCAAACUCUUGAUCAACCAAAUAUUUCAGAACUCUUUCAUGAUCACAGUACUGAAAUGCUCGAUUCUCUUCGGGCUACAGCUGAAUAUUUUCAAGAUGUUCUUGAAAACACUAGCAAUGAGAAAAUCAAAUCUUUUGAGGAAGAUAUUAGAGUUGUUGUUAGUGAGGCAGAGGAUGUUGUUGAAAUGAAGAUCUCUGAAAUCAUCAAAGGCGAAAGAUGGACAUUUGGAAUUUUACAACACCAUGAUAAGCUACCAGUUGUUGAAAAAAUGGAUACGACAAAGAAACAAGUGAUGGAGAUUCUUUCUCAUGAUGCUGAUCAAAUUCUUGAAUUAACUGCGGAUUCCUUGAUUGGCGCUUCUUCUAUGAGUGAUCCAAUGCUGUCAGGUUACUUGAAAGAUGAUAUCGUGCAGGGACUUGAUGGUGACUUGGAGAUAAUAGAUAAAAGAUUGAGAGGAUCAACGUCGUAUCUAGACAUUGUCACCAUAUCAGGUAUGGGUGGCAUUGGCAAAACAACACUCGCUAAAAAAACUUAUGAUCAUCUUCCAAUCAGGUAUCACUUUGACAUUUUUGUUUGGGUUACAAUAUCUCAAGAAUUUCGAUAUAGAAAUGUAUUGUUAGAAGCUUUACAUUGCAUUUCAAAGCAAAGAGUUAAUGUGAACACAAAAGAUUAUGAUAAGAUGAAUGACAGUGAGUUAGCUGAUCUUGUGCAAAAGAGUCUAAAGGGUCCUAGAUACCUUGUUGUUGUUGAUGAUAUUUGGAGUAGGGAUGUUUGGGAUAGCAUAUCACAAAUAUUUCCUAAUCGCAACAAUGGGAGUCGAGUCUUAUUGACUACUAGGGAAACUGAUGUAGCAAUAUAUGCCAAUACUAGUAGCCCUCAUAAGAUGAACCUCUUGGAUUUAGAUAACAGUUGGAAGUUACUUCGUGAUAAGGUGUUCGGACUAGAACACGAUCAUCCUCCCGAGUUGGAAGAAAUUGGAAAAACAAUUGCAGGAAAAUGCCAAGGACUUCCCUUAAUAAUUUCAGUGAUUGCAGGGCAUCUCUCUAAAACGGUCCCCAAGACAUUAAAAAGUUGGAAGUAUGUUGCCCAAACCUUAAGUGAAAUCAUUGCUAGUCAUCCAAAUAAAUGCUUAGGAGUGCUCGGUUUGAGUUACCAUCACUUGCCUAAUCGACUCCAACCGUGCUUUCUUUCUAUGGGUGAUUUCCCAGAGGAUUUUCAAGUUGAUACUUGGAGAUUGAUCCAAUUAUGGAUUGCAGAAGGUUUCAUAAGGACGUCUUCUGGAAGUCGUAAAAGCUUGGAAGAAGUGGCUAAGAAUUAUUUGGAGGAUCUUAUCAGCAGGAACUUGAUAAUUGCUAAAAAAAAGAGAUUCGAUGGCGAGGUAAAAGUAUGUGGAAUACAUGAUCUGCUGCGUGAGUUCUGUUUGAUAGAAGCUGAAAUGACAAAGUUUAUGCAUGUUGUGAGAACUCCAUUGUUACCAGCACAAAAGCCUAAAUUUCGUCGCUUCAGUAUUCAAGAGUAUUAUUCUGGUGAGGAUGCUUAUAAGCUCUUACCCCCUGUAGCCAGAUCUAUCUACUGCUUUUCUUACUUGCAUCUACCUUUUGAACCCCGUAUUAGGCUUUUCCCUAGAUUGCCCAUCUACCGUCAUGAUCCUAUAAUACAUGGAUUUUUCUCUUGUUUCAACCAUCUCAGGGUAUUGGCCAUCUCUCCUUCCUCGUUCAACACAUUUCCACUUGGGAUUAUGAAGUUAUUUCAUUUGAGAUAUCUCCAAGUUGAAGGUAUAGGCAUGAAUAUUCCUGAAUCAAUCUCAGAGCUUCUGAAUUUGCAAACUCUAAUUUUUGAUGGUAAUUUUAUAGAGAUAACUUUACCUAGGAAGAUAUGGAUGUUGAAGAACUUGAGGUAUAUACGUUUAGGGAAAACCAUUUAUUUACCAAGUCCUAGAAUAGAUAACAAUCUUGUGACAGGGAUGCCAAAUCUAGAGGAACUUUACGGUAUUUGUUACUCUAGUUGUACAAAUGAAGUCUUUUCUAGCACUCCCAAUCUAAAGAGAUUGAUCAUUCGUGUACAUUCGAGCAUACUAAACAAUAUUCCGGAUCAUCCCUUGGAUAUAUCCAGCUUGACAAAACUUGAGACAUUAAAGUUUUACUGGGAACGUUAUUUGGGAGACCCCAUCAAGAUAUUUGUUUUUCCAAAAUCACUUAGAAGAGUGUCUUUAACUAGGUGUUUUAGGUUUAUUUGGGAAGAGAUAUCAUCAACUUUUAUCAUGUUGCCACAUCUUGAAGAGCUCAAACUUAAAGAUUGUCGAACUUUUGAUGAUAUAUGGAGAUUGACUGACAAACACAUAUUCAAAAGCUUGAAGUUGUUGUUACUGAGCGAGCUAAAACUUAAGCGUUGGGAAGCAAGCAGCGAUAACUUCCCUAAUCUAAAACGCCUUGUUCUGAAGAAAUGCAAGGACCUGCAAGAAAUUCCAACAGAUUUCGUGGAAAUUUGUACUUUGGAAUCGAUUGAGUUACAUGAUUGCACCACUACUACUGAGGAUUCUGUCAGAAAUAUCGAACAAGAACAAGAGGACAUGGGAAAUAAUAUCCUUAAGGUCUACAUCCAUAACAGCCACUCUGAAUAUUUUCAAGAUGUUCUUGACAACACUAGCAAUGAGAAAAUCAAAUCUUUGGAGGAAGAUAUUACAGUUGUUGUUAGUGAGGCAGAGGAUGUUGUUGAAAUGAAGAUUUCUGAAAUCAUCAAAGGCGACAGCUGGACAUUUGGAAUUUUACAACACCAUGAUAUGCUACCAGUUGUUGAAAAAAUGGAUACGACAAAGAAACAAGUGAUGGAGAUUCUUUCUCAUGAUGCUGAUCAAAUUCUUGAAUUAACCACGGAUUCCUUGAUUGGCGCUUCUUCUAUGAGUGAUCCAAUGCUGUCAGAUCAGUUGGAAGAUGAUAUCGUGCAGGGACUUGAUGGUGACUUGGAGAUAAUGGAUAAAAGAUUGAGAGGACCAAUGUCGUAUCUAGACAUUGUCACCAUAUCAGGUAUGGGUGGCAUUGGCAAAACAACACUCGCUAAAAAAGCUUAUGAUCAUCUUCCAAUCAGGUAUCACUUUGACAUUUUUGUUUGGGUUACAAUAUCUCAAGAAUUUCGAUAUAGAAAUGUAUUGUUAGAAGCUUUACAUUGCAUUUCAAAGCAAAGAGUUAAUGUGAACAUAAAAGAUUAUGUUAAUAUGAAUGACAGUGAGUUAGCAGAUCUGGUGCAAAAGAGUCUAAAGGGUCCUAGAUACCUUGUUGUUGUUGAUGAUAUUUGGAGUAGGGAUGUUUGGGAUAGCAUAUCACAAAUAUUUCCUAAUUGCAACAAUGGGAGUCGAGUCUUAUUGACUACUAGGGAAACUGAUGUAGCAAUAUAUGCAAAUACUAGUAGCCCUCAUAAGAUGAACCUCUUGGAUUUAGAUAAUAGUUGGAAGUUACUCUGUGAUAAGGUGUUUGGACUAGAACACGAUCAUCCUCCUGAAUUGGAAGAAAUUGGAAAAAAUAUAGCAGAAAAAUGUCAAGGACUUCCCUUAAUAAUUUCAGUGAUUGCAGGGCAUCUCUCUAAAACGGUGCCCAAGACAUUAGAAAGUUGGAAGUAUGUUGGCAAAACCUUAAGUGAAAUCAUUGCUAGUCAUCCAAAUAAAUGCUUAGGAGUGCUCGGUUUGAGUUACCAUCACUUGCCUAAUCGACUCAAACCGUGCUUUCUUUCUAUGGAAGGUUUCAUAAGGAGGUCUUCUGGAAGUCGUAAAAGCUUGGAAGAAGUGGCUAAGAAUUAUUUGGAGGAUCUUAUCAGCAGGAACUUGAUAAUGGCUAGAAAAAAGAGAUACAAUGGUGAGGUAAAAGCAUGCGGAAUACAUGAUCUUCUGCGUGAGUUCUGUUUGAUAGAAGCUGAAAUGACAAAGUUUAUGCAUGUUGUGAGAACUCCAUUUCCAUCAGCAAUAAAGCCUAAUUUUCGUCGCUUCAGUAUUCAAAAGCCUAUUAAGGAUGGUCAUAAGCUCUUCCCCCCUGUAGCCAGAUCUAUGUACUGGUUUGAUUACUUGGGUCUACCUUUUGAACCCCGUAUUAAGCUUCUCUCUAUAUUGCCCAUCUACGGUCAAGAUCCUAUAAUACAUGGAUUUUUCUCUUGUUUAAACCAUCUCAGGGUAUUGGUCAUCAUCCCUGACUGGUUCAGCACAUUUCCACUUGCGAUUACAAAGUUAUUUCAUUUGAGAUAUCUCCAAGUUCGAUGUUCUGGCAAUUUUCCUGAAUCAAUCUCAGAGCUUCUGAAUUUGCAAACUCUAAUUUGUGAUGGUAAUAGUUCAGCUAUAACUUUACCUAGGAAGAUAUGGAUGUUGAAGAACUUGAGGUAUAUACGUUUAGGGGUAGCCACCUAUUUACCGAGUCCUAGAAUAGAUAACAAUCUCGUGACAGGGAUGCCAAAUCUAGAGGAACUUUACGGUAUUUCUUACUCUAGUUGUACAAAUGAAGUCAUUUCUAGCACUCCCAAUCUAAAGAGAUUGAUCAUUCGUUUAACUAUUAGAAUACACUAUAUUCCGUGUCGUCUCUUGGAUAUGUCCAGCUUGACAAAACUUGAGACAUUCAAGGUUUACUGUAAAGGUUAUAUGGAAGACCCCAUUAAGUUAUUUGUUUAUCCAAAAUCACUUAGAAGAGUGUCUUUAACUUGGUGUUAUAACUUUAUUUGGGAAGAGAUAUCAUCAACUUUCAUCAUGUUGCCACAUCUUGAAAAGCUCAAACUUAAACAUUGUCGAGCCAAAAAUGAUAUAUGGAGAUUGACUGACAAAGACAUAUUCAAAAGCUUGAAGUUGUUGUUACUGAGCUACCCAAAUCUUAAGCGUUGGGAAGCUAGCAGUGAUAACUUCCCUAAUCUAAAACGCCUUAUUCUGAAGAAUUGCGAGUUCCUACAAGAAAUUCCAACAGAUUUUGGGGAAAUUG
This is a messenger RNA of Solanum stenotomum, 5021 nucleotides long. Its product is annotated as putative late blight resistance protein homolog R1B-23. Gene Ontology annotation, molecular function: ADP binding. The annotation marks the transcript as partial. Gene Ontology annotation, biological process: defense response to other organism. Lineage: Eukaryota; Viridiplantae; Streptophyta; Magnoliopsida; Solanales; Solanaceae. The record is from RefSeq and is a predicted model, not a curated record. The transcript is spliced from 3 exons.